AUGGCUUCUCUCCUUGGAGGUUCUGCUUCUGCAGAACAUGCAACAGCAGGACUGUGUAAAGGUGUAGCAGACACGGAAGACGAAGACGAUCUUUUCGAGAUAGAUCUUGAUUCGGUCGACAGCAUUCCUCCACCACAGUACUACGGGGGCAACUAUUUCACUGCAACCGGAAAUGCACUGCUUGCCAAUUGCCUACUGCCGGUAACGGAUAUCUCCCGUGCAGUUCCAAUGAUUUCCAAGUCAUUGUCGUACUCACCGGAGGUGGCAGCCAAUGUUGUAAUGAUGCCGAAGCCUAUGCCCUUGGGGCAGCUUCUUGGUCUGCCAUUCUUGGAGGCUCUCGUGCUUCACCAAAAGGAAGUGAAACCCAAAUGUAAUUUUAUUAGGGAAAAUGAUGCCCAUUUGGAAGUUGGGUCUGAGCAAGCAUUAGAAGGAAGAUAUUACAUUGUUGAUACUGUUUAUGGAGGCUAA
Prunus armeniaca (apricot) is the source of this 468-nucleotide messenger RNA. Lineage: Eukaryota; Viridiplantae; Streptophyta; Magnoliopsida; Rosales; Rosaceae. The record is from the annotation of a GenBank genome assembly.